This is a messenger RNA of Linum trigynum, 1158 nucleotides long. NCBI's taxonomy places the organism in Eukaryota, Viridiplantae, Streptophyta, Magnoliopsida, Malpighiales, Linaceae. The record is from the annotation of a GenBank genome assembly.
AUGAAUGGCAGGGCGCGAGACAUAGAGAUAUACCCCGGUGAUAUUCAUAUAUAUUGGCAGACACUGUCAUACGAGCAUCCACCCAAUGCUCAGGAGUACGUUCCCCAGGAGGAGGAGGCUAAAUGUCACAUUCAGGAGUUGGUUGAUGAGGCUGUACGCAGAGGACCAGAGGCAACGAAAAAAGAUGCAAAGAAUGUUUUUCGCGAUCUCCACCCGGCGGAAGACAACAUUCACGAGCCAGAAGUGAACGAAUCACGAAAGGGACGCCCAACCAAAAAAUCAACCGGAAGAAAUAAAGGGUGGUGGGAAAAGAUAUUGCGAGGCAAGAAGAAAGACAUGAAAAAGAAGUCGGUAAGCACAAUGUCGGGGUCUACAAAGUCGAUCAGUACCAAGUCCACGGGGACUCAGACAGACGAGUACCCGUCAGACGACCAUGCAGCGGAGGAGUGCGACGAUCCCGAAGAAAACAACAAAUACAACUGUCCUGACACAGAGAUCCCUGGAACCAGCAGCACCCAUUCUGAUUACGCACACAUGGAACUGCUUCCUGUCUUCAUUCGACCGCUUGUCAUUGCCAUCCACGACCCGGUGCCAGACGGUCAUUGUGGGUUUCGUGCACUUAGUUUUGCGCUAUAUGGUAAACAAGAAGGGUUCCCAGAGGUGAGGCAAAGACUUGCUGAAGAAAUGCGUGAGCACGAUUGGCGAUACGCACCCAUCUUUGGUGAAGGGAUCAAUGAAGCAAUCAGACGCAUUGACAUCGCUACUACAGCACCAAUGACUCAACAUCAUUGGAUGAUGGGUGUGGAUCUAUUCGUAUUUGCCACACUAUUUAAUUUGGCCGUUGUCAUGUACAGCUGUUACCUCUACCCAGUACCACAAUUGUACAACAGUACCAUUCUGCCAGUGGACAACAUAUAUGGGGAAACCCACCCUAGAGGAGUCAUUGUUCUGCAUUUUGUCCAGGAUCAUUGGAUCAAUCUCUCUUUCCCGGCGGACAAGAUACCGUUGCCCCCUCUACAUGGCAUGUGGUCAGGCGGUCACCAAGAAAGCGUGGAUGGAUGGGAGACAUAUUUCGCGCCGUUUAGUCAAAUGUGGUUCGAUCUUGGGGGUGGUGCGAAUAACUUUCCAUCACGCAAAAAUAGGGUUCCAAAGAAAUAA